AUGGCCCGUUGGCAGAGCUACGUGGAUAAUCUGAUGUGCGAUGGCUGCUGUCAGGAGGCCGCCAUUGUCGGCUACUGCGAUGCCAAAUACGUCCGGGCAGCCAUGGCCAGGGGCAUCUUUCAGGGGCAUCAUCUAUUUCAUAUUUCAAUAGAAAUAGAUAUGAUUGUAGGAAAAGACUGGGAAGGUUUCUUUACCAACGGUUUGACUCUUGGCGUGAAGAAAUGCUCAGUGAUCAGAGAUAGUCUCUACGUCUAUGGUGACUGCACAAUGGACAUCCAGACAAAGAGUCAAGGUGGGGAGCCAACAUACAAUGUUGCUGUCAGCAGAGCUGGUAGAGCACUGGUUAUAGUCAUGGGAAAGGAAGGUGUCCACGGAGGCACACUUAACAGGAAAGCAUAUGAAUUUGCUUUAUACCUGAGGAGGUAUCCCAACAUAACCAUCUGGAGUGUCUCCAGUUUGUUCUUCAUAGGACCAAUUUUUAUUUGCAGCUUGACUUUUUAUAUGAGGUUGCAUUACUGUGGACUUGGCUGUCUUGUGAUGAAUUUUUUUCAUAUGUAUUCUGUGCCAUACAAUUGUUAA
Rhinopithecus roxellana (golden snub-nosed monkey) is the source of this 579-nucleotide messenger RNA. RefSeq names its product profilin-2-like. Gene Ontology annotation, cellular component: cytoplasm. Gene Ontology annotation, biological process: actin cytoskeleton organization; regulation of actin filament polymerization; positive regulation of actin filament bundle assembly. The coding region runs from base 1 to 579 and encodes 192 amino acids. NCBI's taxonomy places the organism in Eukaryota, Metazoa, Chordata, Mammalia, Primates, Cercopithecidae. The record is from RefSeq and is a predicted model, not a curated record. Gene Ontology annotation, molecular function: actin binding. The transcript is spliced from 2 exons.